Stylonychia lemnae is the source of this 906-nucleotide messenger RNA. The record is from the annotation of a GenBank genome assembly. NCBI's taxonomy places the organism in Eukaryota, Ciliophora, Spirotrichea, Sporadotrichida, Oxytrichidae.
AUGCUAUUUCUUUAUUUCAAAGAUUAAAAAGCAAGAGCCAUGCAGGAAAAGAAUCAGACAUGGACGACAAUAUAUGAUGAUGUGGUUUUGCCAGUAUUUGUUGAAAGACUCACAGAUGAGUUCAAUAGUGACAAGAUACUGAUAGGAAAAGAAAUAGAAAUAAUAUUGGGAAACCUUGCUGAUUUUUUAACUGGAAUAGCGCUACUUUACUUAUGCUAUCAUAAUGGAAAAUUUGCUUUGAAGAAACGCAGGAAGUAUCAUCGUAAAAUUAAGAAGCAGAAAAAAAGAUUGCAAAGUAAUUUUACUGAAAAUAGUAAUCCAAAUGUAUUAUUCACAUCGAAUCCGGCUUCUAAUAUGAGCAGACCUAAUUAUGGUACAGAGAGUAUAAACUCAAUCCUAAUGAAUCCUACAUCAAAUAAUACAACUGACAAAUCCAAUCCAGUUUUGGGUGAGCAACCAAGAAAAAUAAAUAAUUUUGCCGACAGCAUUAUUAAAAUGUAAUAAAACAUUAACAAUGAUCCAACAAUUGCAGGAUAUAAAAAUACUCUAAAUAAAAAUAAAGGGAAAAAAUAAGUUAGUGCUAAUGUCUCUUUUUAGUUCGAUGAUAAUAGAGGAGAUGAGGAAAGUGACGAAAGUGAUGAAGAAUUAUCAGAUGAUGAUGAAGUAGAUGAGGAGGGUAGUCUCUUUCAAAAAGAUUAUAGCCCUUUAAGCGAUCCAACAAUUCUCUCUGAAUAGUUUUUAACUGCAAAGUAAUUUGAAUCAUUCUUAAGGAGUCUUAAAAGUUUCAAGAAGAUUUAUCCUUAUAGCAAGUAAGAAACACUAUUAAAUCCUGGCUAAGAAGGUAAAAACACUUUUACAAGUCAGCAUAAUCAUAAAGACUUAAGUCAAGGCAGCUCUAUAAAUUGA